CUUAGCUGCAUUCGCGGAACCGCGGAAACGGAAAAGCCAAAGAUGCUGGACUGCAUCUGCCGGCCGGAGACCUCUCUCAUCGCACAGAACCACGAACGAAUUGCACAAACCGGACAGAACCGAAAUUCAGAGUUCCUGGGUGCAACAACUGUUCCUAGGCUUGACAUUUCCGAAGCCUGGUUCGCGUCGUCAUGGUUGCGUGGCUGGAUGGUGGGCUACGCCCACGCGAAACUCCCUAUGCAUCGGUUCUUGAGAGUUUCUCAAACACCAACCACAUUCCCGCCAUGGUGAUUAGUACCAUCGGGUCUCUUAAAGCUAAUUGCUGAGAGUCGCGCGGCUCCCACUAGAAGUAUGGCUACAUUCCAGGAAAUUCGAUCAGACAUGCACGCCAGGAGCGAGCCAGUACUUGAUUCCGUACGCGCUAUAAGCGAGCAGGUUGUCAGCUCCAUCCGUCCGUACGUCAUUCCCUUCGCGGUCAUCCUCUCUAUAGUCAUCCCCAUUAACCUGGCAUUUCAGUCGCCUCCCGGUCUGCUUUCCAGCUCCUGGAGCAGCAGUGGAGGUUCGGAAGCGUCGGUUCCGUACCUGCCGCCUAGCCUCGGAUGGGCCGCGUUUCUCUUUCCCAGCAUGAGCGGCAUUGACGCGGCGAUUUGCCGUGCAGAGGCGAAUUACUGGGAGAACCGGGUGCUUAGGCGCAGGGCGUGCAACGGCACGCUGCAACCCGCGCCGGUGAUGACUGAUAAAUUUAUGAAGACUGUCAUGCUCAUCCCCACUUACCCGUGCCCCGUCAACGAACGCAUUGGAAUUUGGGGGGACGGGGGAAAGUGGACCUGCCUGCUUCCCUUGGCCAUUCAGAAGGAGCCUGUCGUGUAUAGCAUUGGAAGCAAUGGCAGGUACUCAUUCGAAGAGGCCAUCCACGGCAUUCUGGAAGUGCAGCCGUACACCUUCGACCCCUUCCUGACUCCCGAGAAGCUCGCCCGCAUGCGAAACGUCUCCUUUGUUCACUUCAACGAAAUCGGCCUCUCUGCGAGCACAUCCCUUAAGAGCUACAGCAGCAAAUUCCCUGGACUGAAAUUCAUGACUCUGGAGGGUAUGAUGCAAAUGCUGAACCACACCUACGUGGACGUGUUCAAGAUUGACUGCGAGGGCUGUGAGGAGGCGCUGCUGACGGAGCUUGGGGCGGCGAAUAACAACGCGGCUGCGCAGCUCACCAUUCACGGGGGGACGCUGCCUUUUGGGCAGAUCCUCAUCGAGUUCCACAAAAUGACUCUGCCCAAGGUUAUUCUGCCACUCGUCUACACGUUGGAGAAUCUAGGCUACAGAAUGUUCAGUGUUGAGUACAACCACCAGUGCAGGCACUGCGCCGAAAUGAGCUUCAUUCACGAGAGCCUUGUGCGGCCGCAUAGUGACAAGGACUGCCGACCGUACAUGGCUUCAGAUGUUUUCUCGAGGAAGCAACUGGAGGCUGCAGUAGCGCAGGAGAAAAUGGAUGCAAAACGCGGCUCGUCGUGAUGACUGUAUAGACUCCAUGAGGCACACUUGGAAUGGAACCAAGUACAGUAACAUGAAGUGCUCCAAGCGGAUUCGUAGGUCAUUCAUUUGGGAAAAACUUUACUCACGUGCUUGACUAGAAGGAAACAUGUAUUCGUAACUUCCUCUUCCUUAAGGCUUGGCUGUACCUGUACUUCU
Closterium sp. NIES-67 is the source of this 1686-nucleotide messenger RNA. The record is from the annotation of a GenBank genome assembly. Lineage: Eukaryota; Viridiplantae; Streptophyta; Zygnematophyceae; Desmidiales; Closteriaceae.